UGAGCCCAAAUAGCAAAAGGCCCAAAACCCAAAACCCUGUUGCCUUUGUCGUCUUCUCCGUCGAUUCACACAAACCAAACAUAAUAUAUCUCUCUUUCUCACUACCCCAACGGAACCCUACCCCCUCCGCCACCCACCGCCGCCUAUCUUCCCUCUCCGGAAUCCUCAUGAUACGGUAUUUAUUUGUAGUGAUACUGUUUGAUCUUGUUCAAGUACGUUGAUGGGUAACUUUAUUAGACUUGGUAUCGGGUUCUUUGUGUUGAUUGAAGAGUGUACAAGUAGCUAUCUUUAUUGGAGAAAGGUAUAAUCACUAAAACUUUAAAAUUCUUUAUUUAGUGGAGUUUGAAUAUCUUAGAUAUUCAUUCGUAGUGAAGUAAGUUCUCCGAUUAAUUAUACUGCGGUCGGAUGGGUGGAAUAUGCAUGUUGGAUGAGUUUAGAUAUCUUAAAUAUUCAUCCGUACUGAAAUAGGUUUUGCGAAUACAUGUAAUGCGGUCGGAUGGGUGGAUAAUUUUUGUACUGUUAAUGCUAUUUUGUUUGUUUUGUUUCUUAUUUUUGGCAUGUUUAAAAUUUUUGGGACGUCCGAUUACAGUCGUUAUGUUACUAAAAUUUUGGUAGAAUUAGGAUAAAUUUUCAUGUUUAGAAUGCAUAAAUUUCACUAAAAUUUAUAUAUGUGCGGUAGUUAAUUUAACUAAUUAAAUACUACACAUAUUCAAACAAAUAAUUAAAUAUUGUUUUGUUUUCUUUAUAGAAGUUUUAAAAUGGAUAGAAAUUGGAUGAAUGCAAAUAGAUUAUCAGCGGAGUAUAAACAAGGUGUUGACCAUUUCUUGGACUUUUGUCAGAAGUAUGCGAAAAAUCCUAAAUUGGUUCUUUGUCCUUGUCUUGAAUGUGGUAACUUGGAUCGUAUGAACAUUACUAAGAUAAAAGAGCAUUUGUUAAGGAACGAAAUAGAUAAGAGUUAUAAGGUUUGGGUUUACCACGGGGAAAAGAAGAUUAGAGUUCCGGGCGAGGGAACAUCUAAGUCUAAGAAGGUUAAGGGUGUUAAUUUGGACUAUGAGGAUGAUUGCAUUCCAGAAAUGAUAGGAGAUGCACAAUUUGAAUCAAAUGCCGAUCUAUUGAAAUUUCAAAGUUUUGUAGAGGAUGCCGAGAAGCCUAUUUACCCAAAUUGUAAUAGAUUUACUAAAUUAUCGACACUUGUUAGAUUAUACAAUAUAAAAGCCAAACACGGGUGGAGUGAUAAGAGUUUUACGGAUUUACUAACUUUCCUAGUAGAGUUAUUACCCGAAGGUAAUGUGAUGCCUUUGUCUUUUUACGAGGCAAAGAAGACACUUUCUUCUUUAGGCAUGCAAUAUGAAAAAAUACAUGCAUGUCCUAACGAUUGCAUCCUAUAUCGUAAGGGACUUGUGGAUGCAGUAUUGUGUCCCACGUGUGGCGAGUCUAGGUGGCAAAAAAAAAAAAAAAUUCUGACGAGGUGAAGGUUGGUGUCCCUGCAAAGGUAUUAUGGUACUUACCCCCAAUACCUCGUUUGGUUCGUUUUUUUCGAAAUGUCAAUCAUGCUAAAAAUUUGACUUGGCAUGCAAGCGAUAGAAUAUUAGAUGGUAAGAUGAGACAUCCAGCUGACUCACCAACUUGGAAAUCUAUUGAUGCUAGGUGGCCUGAAUUCGGCAAUGAACCUAGGAAUAUCCGUCUUGGUCUUUCUGUAGAUGGAAUCAAUCCACAUACAACCCUUAACAGUAAGUAUAGUUGCUGGCCAGUUUUGCUUGUGAUGUAUAACUUGCCGCCUUGGUUGGUAAUGAAGCGAAAAUUCACUAUGCUUACACUGUUGAUAUCAGGCCCUUCACAACCUGGUAAUGACAUUGAUGUGUAUUUAGCCCCUCUAGUUGAUGAUUUGAGUCAAUUGUGGUAUGAGGGUGUUCCUGCAUACGAUGCCUUUAGGAAAGAAGAAUUCAAUCUUAAGGCCAUAUUACUGUGGACCAUUAAUGAUUUUCCAGCUUUCGGAAAUCUUUCUGGAUACAGUGUGAAAGGGGACAAGGCAUGUCCUAUUUGUGAGGAGAAAACAUGCUCUAUGUAUUUGAAACACUCUAAGAAAAUGUGUUAUAUGGGACAUCGAAAGUUUUUACCAAAGGAACAUGUGUUUCGGACUUGGAAAAAAGCAUUCAACGGUAAGCAAGAAUUUGAAUUGCCACCUUCACCUCUGCAAGGGGAACAAGUAUUUGAGAAGUUGAAUAAAGUUCAAUUCCACCUUGGAAAGCGAAAAAUGACUUCAAAGAAAAGAAAAGGUCGGCGUGAGAAAAGUGACGUUACAAAUGAACCUCAGGGGCCAUGGAAGAAGAAGUCAAUAUUUUUUGAGCUCGAAUAUUGGAAGCAUUUGUUUGUACCUCAUAAUUUGAAUGUGAUGCAUAUUGAGAAAAAUGUAUCAAACAACUUGCUUAAUACCUUGUUCAAUAUUCCUGGGCGGAGCAAAGAUGGAAUCAAAUCCCGCCUAGAUUUGAAAGAGUUAGGGAUCCGGACCAAUUUACACCCACAAGUUGUUGGUGGACGAACGUUUUUACCACCGGCUUGUCAUGCUCUGACUAAAGUAGAAAAACAAUCUUUCUGUAGUUCUAUCUCCCAUGUGAAAUUACCUGAAGGGUACUCUUCAAAUGUAUCAGAUUGGGUGGAUACAAACAAAUUGAGUUUGAGUGGUCUUAAAUCUCACGAUCAUCAUAUGUUGAUUCAACACAUUCUACCGGUGAGUAUCCGUUCUGUGUUGCCUAAGAAAGUUAGAUAUGCAAUCACGAGGUUGUGUUUGUUCUUCAAAUCUCUUUGUUGUAAAGUGGUUGAUGUCCCUAAGUUAAUGAAUCUCAGGUCAGAAAUUAUAGAAGUUUUGUGUUAUUUGGAACAAUUUUUUCCACCUUCCUUUUUUGACAUAACGGUUCACCUAACAGUGCAUUUAGUGAGAGAGGUGAAGUUGUGUGGACCUGUGUACUUAAGAUGGAUGUACCCAUUUGAACGAUACAUGAAAAUGUUGAAGGGUUAUGCUAGAAAUAAAAGUAGGCCCGAGGGUUGUAUUGUUGAAUCAUACAUCGUUGAAGAGACGAUUGAAUUCUGCUCAGACUACAUGUCAGAGGUUACAACUGUUGGCUCUCGCCCUACUCGGGUCGAUAUUGGAACAAGUAGAGAGAAUAGAGGUGUUUCUGUUUGCGGUGUUAGCCGAGCUGAUCGUGAAGAAGCUCACCGACUUGUUUUGCAAAAUAUUGACGAGGUCCAACUAUACAUUGAGGAACAUUUUAAUUGGAUCAAGACCACUACUCCGACUAAGGCAAUGAAUCAAAAAUGGGUACAAGAUGAACAUUAUCGAAAUUUCAAUACAUGGUUUAAAAAAAAGGUAUAUGUGGAAAUGUGUGAAUCCCCAAGCAAUGUAUCUAACACGCUACUUUGCAUAUCACGAGGUCCUUCGUGUGAUGUACUCAAGUAUCAAUCGUACUAUAUAAAUAGUACUCAAUUUUGCACCCAAAACCAUGAUAAAUGUAAAAAAACACAGAAUAGUGGUGUAACGAUAGUUGCUAAGACUUUCCAACUAUCUAGUUCAAAAGAUAAAAAUUCUAAUGAAUGUGACAUGUCUUUUUAUGGUGUAAUUCAAGAAAUUUGGGAAUUAGAUUACAAUAGUUUUCGGAUCCCUGUUUUCCUUUGUGAUUGGGUUAGGAGUGAUAAUGGAGUCAAAGACGAUGAAUUUGGAUUCAAGUUAGUGGACUUGAAUCGAAUUGGCCACAAGUUCAAUAAGUUUAUAAUGGCGUCCCAAGCCACUCAAGUAUUUUACAUGAGCGAUCCAUUAGAUGCACGUUGGUCAGUUGUCUUGACAACGCAACCAAAAGAUUAUGCUAACCAAGAAUCUAGUGACGAUGAUCUCAUGCUCAGUGACCAAAUUUAUCAAAUCAUUCCACCACUUAUUGAUUUCACUGUUGAGGACGAUAUAAUAUCAUCUCGAGAUGAUGGGGAAGGAUUAUGGGUGAACGAACCUAUCAAUACAUAAGUUAUCGAAUACAUAUUGAUUCAUUAUGGAAUCAGCACCAAACGAUGAUUGGGAUGGUUUCGUUUAUGAAGAGGAAGAAGCACCCGAAGAACAAUCCAUGCCAGAAGAAUCCAGUAUUGAACUCGAAGAACCAAAGAAGAAAAACACACGCGGUAGAAGCAAACCGAAUGAUAUAACAAAAAUUAAAAAUGAGGGGAAGAUUCUGGAAGUUGAGUACAAUACACCUAUUAUAGGCAUGAUCCUAUUAGAAUAGAAAGAACUUCAUAUGUUGCUUGAUAAUACUAAAAUUCUUUUUAGUGUGACACACCAUACAAUACCCCUCAUUAAUAGGUUGAAUAUGGCUUGAUAUUACUGUGUUGAUUGGCCAAUAAAAUGACUAUUUGUAUUUAUAUAUAUAAGCAUAUCUAAUCUAACUAGUAUUUCUAAAA
Messenger RNA from Cannabis sativa, 4437 nucleotides. RefSeq lists its product as uncharacterized. The transcript has 6 exons. Lineage: Eukaryota; Viridiplantae; Streptophyta; Magnoliopsida; Rosales; Cannabaceae. The coding region runs from base 1601 to 4009 and encodes 802 amino acids. The record is from RefSeq and is a predicted model, not a curated record.